Messenger RNA from Solanum tuberosum (potato), 1120 nucleotides. RefSeq lists its product as uncharacterized. Lineage: Eukaryota; Viridiplantae; Streptophyta; Magnoliopsida; Solanales; Solanaceae. Bases 86 to 1120 code for a protein of 344 amino acids. The transcript is spliced from 2 exons. The record is from RefSeq and is a predicted model, not a curated record.
ACCACGGCGGCGACAAUGGCGAGAGUCGUGAAUUGUUUUUAGUUUUCAAGAUUGUUACCCUUCUCUGUGGUCAUAUACACUACUUAUGAUGGGAAUUGAAGAUAAAACACUGCUUUGUUUCUGUCACUGGGGCAAAAUGAAUAAGGUUCUACCCGAUGGAUCCAUUUCGUAUGGGGGAGGUAUUACUGAUCAGGUUGUUGCAAAGACGGGCGUAAAGUACGAUGAUUUUGUAAUUGCAGUUUUUGACCGCUUAGGUAUUGAACCUUCAGAUAAGAUGUUGCUUUUUACAGUGAAGUUUGAUAGGUCAGAAUUGAUACGGCUGAGGGACCAAGAAGGUAUCGAUACUCUGUUGCAAUUUAACGAUGAUUAUGCUCACGUUUAUGCAUCAAGUCUGGAGAAGGAGCCUGAUUCUAGGCCUCCAUCAGGUUGCACGAAAAAAGUUGAACAUAUUAUUGCUUCUAAUAAACAACCAGAUACUACUCCGGUAGGUGAUGAUCUGAAUGGUAAUAAAUGUGGAGUUUUAUCCAAAACUGUUGUAGGAAAGCUACCACCUCAUCAGGAUAAUCAAGAACCAUUUGUCGGGCAAAACAAUAUUCAAAAUGAUUCCAAUGCUCUGUUCCAUCAUCGAAAUUACCAUCGACAUAAACGACUAACUUCAUCUGGAAUCCAGGAAACGUUCUGGAGAAAGUGUGACACUUGCAACACUUGGUACAUGUGUGAUGGGAAUGAUGUCAAUCGUACUCUACGCUGCAAGACAUGUACUACCUUUGAUUUAAGUUCUCAGGGUGCUGCUUGUAGACCGAAACAGAGUCAGCCUGGAGGCCAGGAUAAGCCCCUUGAAUCUAAGCUCAACAAGCCUUUAGAGCAGAGAGAGCUUCCUAACCAAGGAAUCUCGAGAAUGACUGGGGGCAGCGCUGGGUUUCCACCUACCCAAACAGGAUCCCAACAGGUCGCUGCAACGACAAAGGUGGAUUGCAAAAGCAGGAAAAGGUAUCGGAAGCAGAUAGCUGAAUCGAGUGAAAGUGAUGAUACUUUAAUCAGUGUGGAUUCAGAAGAUUUGGAAAGGGAAAUGGACAGAAUCCCCCUGCUGGACAAACUAUUUAGAGCUAGUAAACCUUGA